AUGUCAGUGUUCGGAUUCCUCAUUGUAAGACAAGACUCUCACAUACAGAGUUUGCAGAAUGAUACCAGUCCUAAACAACUGGUAUUUCUUUACGUUGGAACCUGAAUGACACUCGGCUUCUUUGCUGCAAAAUAUCUGAUCUUGAAGUAUCCUGAAUAUCUUCAGACGUCGAUUUUAGUAUUUAACUGAGUUGGGUUCAUUGGACCUCACUUAGUUUUUAUGACAAAUCACAAAGGACACUUUUAUGCAUUUAUUCCGAGCAUAUAUCUGUACCAUUUCUACCUUGCAACUCUGACUCCAUCUAAGAGACACUUCACGACUGUGAUAUUCACUCUGACUGUUGUAGCACAUGUAUCCAUUGCCAUGUAUAGGCUAGGAGGGAUAGACCCAGAACUUAUUGUUUCAGGGCUGAUGUCGAUACUGUUCUCUGAUCUUGGACUCAAGACCAACCAGACGAGACUUUCUCAGAUGUAUCAGAUGAUUCUUGAUAACACGAGGUUGGUCAAGGAGAAACAGAAGGUUGUGCAGCAAUUUCCACACCCAGUAUUGAUACUUCCAGAAGACAUUUAUGGUCAACCGAGCUGAUAUUCUAACGAUCAGUUUGAAGAGAAGAUUACUUCUCUGAAUCAGCAAAUCCAGCAGCUUGAAAAUGUUAAUGUUACAAUCGAGAAAAAGAGUUGACUGGAAAAGAACCAUCAAGAAACCCUGACUCUCCUUGAAUAUUUGGAAAAACAUCAGGAAUAUGACAGUGAUGAGACAACCGAAGCCAAGAACCAUGUUAUUAUCCAGUGCAGACAAAUUUCUGAUGACAAUUCUUCAAAUCAAGAAGAUAUGUUAAAUCAAAGAUUUGAGAGAGAAAGAUUGGUCAACAGAAACUUCAGUAUUAAGUCUCUUAGAAUCGAAUGGAAAGGAACUCCCUCAGUUAUGCAUGUCUUUAUCGACACUACAGAUAUAAUCAACCUAGAGCAAGCUAAGAGUAGAAUCAAGCUCCAGAAGAUCAUGUUCGCAAGCACCAGCCAUGAGUUCAGGACUCCGUUAAAUGCGAUCAUAAACUCGUUCAACUUCAUCAAGUCAAGCUUUGAAGACCUUAUGAAGAUCCUCUCUAAGAAAUUACCUAAAGAUGUGUUUCAAAGUAGGAGAAUCAAUGAGAAUAUCAACAGCAUCUUCAAGUUUUCGAAAACUGGAGCCACAUCAUCCACCCUGUUGCUUGCUUUGGUGGAAGAUGUCCUGAAUCUUUCGAAGAUCGAUAAUGGAACAUUUGUGGUCAGUUAUGAAUUCUUCAGCAUCCCUGCUCUUUUGCGCGAUGUCCACUCUCUAUUCUCAAUGCAAUGAGAGCAGAGAAAAGUUGACUUGAUAACUGAAUGAGAUGAUGACCUCAGAUUCUGAGAAAUCAAAACUGACCGGAACAGAGUCAGGCAGGUCUUGCUCAACUUGGUUUCUAACUCGACCAAGUUUACUUUUAGUGGGUUCAUCAAAAUAAAGGCUGCUCUGACUAAAACCCUUGAUGGCCUGAAUUUCUUGGAACUUAGGGUUGAAGAUUCUGGGACUGGAAUUAAGAAAGAAGAUCAGCAAAAUUUAUUCAAACAGUUCGGGACGCUCGAAGAAAACAGAGACAUGAAUCCUAACGGAUGUGGGCUUGGACUUACAAUCAGCAAAAAAUAUGUUGAGAGACUUGGAGGUGAAAUAAGAAUGAAGUCUGUUUAUGGCAAAGGAACAGAUAUGACAUUUACAGUUCUGAUUAGAGACAUCAAACACAUAAACUCUAUCGCUCCAGUUUCUCUGCAAAUCGAUUAUCCUCCAUUGUCUGAACCUUUAAGGAACCAUAGGCUUCUAGACUUCCAAGUAAACGAUGAGUAUUUUCCGUUUGAGGCAAAAAUUAACAAAUGAAAAAUUUACGAUUAUAAUGAGUCAAAGUUCUAA
Messenger RNA from Moneuplotes crassus, 1920 nucleotides. NCBI's taxonomy places the organism in Eukaryota, Ciliophora, Spirotrichea, Euplotida, Euplotidae. The record is from the annotation of a GenBank genome assembly.